Plutella xylostella (diamondback moth) is the source of this 2924-nucleotide messenger RNA. RefSeq names its product WD and tetratricopeptide repeats 1 (gene adp). The record is from RefSeq and is a predicted model, not a curated record. Gene Ontology annotation, biological process: negative regulation of fatty acid biosynthetic process. Gene Ontology annotation, cellular component: Cul4-RING E3 ubiquitin ligase complex; cytoplasm. NCBI's taxonomy places the organism in Eukaryota, Metazoa, Arthropoda, Insecta, Lepidoptera, Plutellidae. Gene Ontology annotation, molecular function: protein binding.
GUAUUGUUUGACAGUUCUGCUCAGAGAUCACAGAGUACUCUUUUGUGAACUUUUGUCAGUCUAAUAUUUUCGUAAGGAAUUUCUGGAAAAAUUGGAAAUUAUUGUUGAAUUCUGUCUUUUUCGCUAUAUUUGGCUGUAGGCAGUGAUAUCUAGUGUAAUUUUGACUACACUGUGGGUUAGAUUUCGUUGUAUUAUGCCUAAAACUAUAAAUAGAUUAGACCACGUCUAGACUCGUAAGGUUUGAUUUGAUUGUGAUGAUUUAGUGCAUUGUUUGUCCAUAUUAUUUAAAUGAUGGGCCGAAGAGAAGACCCUGUGUGGGCCAGGGGCACGGUGGGGCUCUCGGCAGCUCGAGAGCGCGGAGAUAUCGAUAGACAAUUCAAAAGUCGAUUAAUGGUCACCAGAAGUAUGAUAGACCGAUUAGGCUUGGAGAAAGAGCUGCACGGCCAUAUGGGAUGUGUUAAUUGCCUGGAAUGGAACCACGACGGGUCCAUCUUGGCAUCAGCUUCAGAUGACCUGCACGUGAUCCUGUGGGAUCCCUUCAGAUACAAAGCCCUUCAUAAUCUAUCUACUGGACACACAGGAAAUAUAUUUUCUGUAAAGUUCUUAAACCCGGAUACGCUAGCCACCUGCGCGGCGGACGGCACGGUGCGCGUGCGCAGCUGGGCGGGCGCGGCGCCCCUGCGCGAGUGCACGUGUCACUGUGGUAGAGUGAAGCGCCUCGCCACGCCGCCUGACAACCCUAAUAUAUUGUAUAGUGCCGCUGAGGAUGGGCUUGUUAUCCAGCACGACCUCCGAGCCCCGCACCGUUGCAACGCCGACGCUCCAAUCGUGGCAGUAAACCUACUGAACCACCUCGGUCGCCACGCCGAGGCCAAGUGCGUGGCGGUAAGCCCGCGCCGCUCGCACCAGCUAGCAGUGGGCGCGAAUGACUUCUAUGUGCGACUGUAUGACAUGCGUAUGGUCACGUUGGCACGACUGCACGCAUCGCCGCAACCGGCCGGCUCGUCGCACUCCCGCCAGAUGUGGGAGCGACAGAACGUGCGCAGCGUGCGCGCCGGCCACGGCGACCCCGACAACAACAUACCGCGCGCGGCGGUCCAGUACUACGCACCAGGUCACCUAUCGUUGGAACCUAACGAGCAUACAUUCCCGAAGAAGGCGACCACAUACAUCGCCUUCAGUGACGACGGCAACGAGUUGCUGGUCAACCUCGGCUCUGAACAGGUCUACAUGUUCGACAUCAACGCAGCACGUCGCCCUAUUUUGGUAGAAAGCUUCAUAAUAUCCCACGUGCAUGGCAACCGCGGUGAAGGGAAGGCGAGCCACGGGGCCAACGGGACGAAUGGGACGGUGGAGAUACCGCCUCCCCCGCUGCCUAAUCAUGCCAGGCAGUUGAAGGAAAUGGCGAACGAAUUCGUGAGCCGCGGCGAGUUCACAUCGGCGGUGGAGCUGUACAACGAGGCGCUGGGCGAGUGCCCCGGCUGCGCCGUGCUGUACUCCAACAGAGCCGCCGCGCUCAUGCGCAGGGGCUGGUCAGGCGACACAUACGCGGCAAUCAAAGACUGCUACCAGGCGAUCCGGCUGGACCCCGCGCACGUGAAAUCGCACUUCCGCCUCGCCAAGGGGCUCAUGGACAUGCGCCGCGCGCGGGAGGCGCACGAGUGUCUGCUCUACUUUAAGGAUAAAUUCCCCCGUCACGCGAAUAGUCAUGCGGUAUUUCUACUACAGAAGGAUAUUAACGUGGCUUUAGAGAAUAUGGACACGCAACCCGAUGAAACACCAGGCGAAGAAGAAGACAAGCAAUCCACCAGCGUACUAGAGCGUCAACUGCGGGCUUCAGCCCUGGACUACAGCCGGCGGUUCCUGGGCCACUGCAACACGACUACUGACAUCAAGGAGGCCAACUUCCUGGGCCCGCGGGCUGAGUUCGCGGCCGCCGGCUCAGACGACGGCAGCAUGUUCAUCUGGAGCCGGCGCUCCACCAACAUCGUUCGCGUGCUCCGCGGCGACGAGUCCAUCGUGAACUGCGUGCAGAUGCACCCGGCCGCGCUGCUGCUGGCCACCAGCGGGAUCGAGUCCGCCGUGCGCCUGUGGAGCCCGCGCCCCGAGGACGGCAACACAGAACCCCGGGUGGUAUCAGACGCGGGCUCCGCCGCCGCGGCCAACCAGCAGCGCAUGCGCAGUGACCCCUUCGAGGCGAUGCUACUGAACAUCAGCUUCGCGGGCGGCGGCGACCGCGACCUGCACUCGCCCGCUUGCCGCGCCAGCUAGGUACUAGGAAUAUACAAGGUAACGGUGAUAUAAAUAAACAGGAUGUUUGGAGCGUCACAUCACACUUAGUCAUUAUGUAAAUACCUACUAGAUUUAAUACAUGUUAUUACUUUAUAUACUUAUGUAUAAAUAUGUGUACCCAUAUAAUAUAAAGUGAAUUUAAACAAAUUAUAUUGUUCGUGUCCUAUCCACAUUCGUUGAAGCUUAUAGUGCAAAGUUUUCUACAAAAGAAUAUUUUCCGUGACAGACAAAAAUGACGCAAAUUACAUUUUGUAUUUUAUGUCCGUAAAUUGCAUUGGCAAUCAAAGUAUAAUACAUGUGUUGAUAAAUUUCCUAAAUAUGUUAUUAAGGAAUCAAUCCGUUUUACAAAGUAUAAAGUCGGAAAAAAGUGCAUAAAAUGGCACUAACACUGUCUCACUCUAACGACAUAGAUAGAUAAAUACUCCUUCAAUUAGCAAACGCUUUCAAACAAUGCAGAAUUUACCAUCGAAGUCAAUCAAACGUAUGCACUGACUACUUAUAUAACAGAAAUCGGAAAUGUGAAACCGAAAAUGCAGAUUUGUAUGGCGCAGAGCUAGUACAGCUACUUACCGCUAGGUGGCGUGUCUCCAGCGCCAUACAAAUUUGCGUUUCGAUUUCACUUCUCGAUAGGU